Molecule: messenger RNA, 2371 nt
Organism: Anneissia japonica
Lineage: Eukaryota; Metazoa; Echinodermata; Crinoidea; Comatulida; Comatulidae
Exons: 3
Coding region: 144-767 (207 amino acids)
Source: RefSeq, a predicted model, not a curated record
AACUAAUUAUAAAUGAUGGCAUCACUAAAAUGACAUACGAGUUGUUACAGUACAUCCGGUUCUAGACGAUAAAAAGGGCCUCAGAAGGGUCUUGAUGUAGACCAUUUAUUUUAUUUCGACUGCAGAUAAUAAAUUUGACAAUCAUGUUACUCAGUGUGUUGAUGAUGUAUGUAACGAUUCAACAGAGUGUGGCCUGUUGGAAUGCACCAUCACCACCUAUACUGACAAAUGAACAAGUAGAUGAUCUGUACAUGCUCUCUCAGGAACUCGAUAAUUUGACAUGUCAAGAGCUGCAGAACAGAGUCUAUAAUACAUCUGAGCCUCCAAUACAACUAUCAGAUUAUCAAAUGAUUGUACUUCUGAGCUCGUUUCCCCAAAGUUUUAAAGAACCUGUUAAUGAAACAUCUGGAAGCAUUUUUCAGUGCGAUGAAGGAGCUCUUUCACCUUUAACAAAAAGGAAGAGAAGACAAUCUAAUGGGAAAGUCAGGGUGUGCUCUGCUAUCAGUGAUUACAGAAUAAUUCAUCUGGCGUUGGAUAAACAUGGCGAAACCGUUUUAGUUCCACAACUCGGACUGUUUAACCUCGUUCAGGAAUUCACUGAAGAGUUGUGUUCAGAAGAUACAUGUAGUUCAAACUUGCAAUGCCAGUGUCAGAAUCAAUUGUCCCACACUGCCAAAUCUGUGGUCGCUUAUAUUAAGAGAAGAGAUCCAAAGUUUUACGAAUCUGAAAUACAGCUGCAAUCAUGUUCGGCUUACAUACUGUACUAGUAAAAAAUAAAUUAGUAUUGCUACUGGUGUUCACACUAGAGACAUUAAAGAUGUAUUGUCCAUUGAAAAUGCGAAAAAAUUAUAAAAAUAUAAUUUUGAAAUUAACUUGCUCAUUCUGCAGUAACAUACAAAUGAUUCAUGUGAGCACAGGAAUUAUUAAAGUUAAAAAAUGUGUACCCUGAAUUUUAAACUGGAAAACUACAUAAUAAAAGUAAUAAAACACUUCCAGUGACUGGAAGUGUUUGUAUCGUUUAUCGCUGUAAAAUUAUGGAUACACUAAUUUCUAUGUUCAAGUUGAUAAUUUUCAUGUUAUUUCAAAAAGGGCAAGUUAAUUUCAACAAUUUUUAUGACUUUUUUUGUAUUUUGCAUGGGACAAUACAUCUUUAAUCUGUAUUUAAACGCUAACGCCAAAACGACGCCAGUUACAAAGGUAGAUUUUUAGACUGUAGGUAUACUUUUUUACAUCGUCGACGUCGAAAAACACUUUUAAUAGUAUUACAUCAAUUAGCUUAGUUCAAUCAAUAAUAAAUAACAGCUGCUUGACCAUAUUUUGAUAUUGCACUUCAAUCUGAUGUAAAAAUUAAAAUUAUUUUCUAAUAUAUUUAGAUAUAUUGUUGUCAAACACAAAGUACUUGUGGUAUAUUUGAGAACGUGUUUCUGUCAACCAAUUUUAUUGUACUUCUGAGAGAGUAGAAAUGAAAACUAUUAUUAUUUGGAUACUCAUAUUUCAUCAAAUACCAAGUUUAAGUUUUAGACAAGCCUUGAUAACUAAUAAGUUAACAGUAUUAGGGAGAUUUCGGAACUUUACGAAAACGAUGACGAAUAAGAAUACGUCACAUUCAUUAUCGUCAUUCGUACCUAAAUCAUUCUUAGCAAUACAUACACGACCUGAAUAUGAUCGUUGAUUCAUUUAAAAGUCAUGAAUCUUCUACGUUGUGCAGAUAUGUUACUGUUAGAAUUGAUUGACUAAAAAAUGAUGACGUAACUGUAUUCGUUAUCGUUUUUGUAAGCACAUUUAUUAUUAUUAUUACAAUUAGCGUAGUUCAAUCAAUGGCUGCGGUAGAAUGUAGUUAGAACACACAGUAGUUUGGUAUAUAUAGAUAAUAAGGAGUUUUCGCAAGCGAAUACGGAUACGGAUACGUCAUCAAAUUUGUAUACAACCAUUCCCCUACAGUUACAUAUCUGUCACAACGCAGGCGAUUCAUUUUUUUUUGCAUGAAUCAAGGAUCAUAUGCAGCUCGCACAGCAUAUUGUUAAGAAUGUUUGAGGCACGAAUUAUGACGAUAAUGAUAAUGACGUAUUCGUAUUCGUCAUCGUUUACGUAAGGUUGAAAUCUAUUAUACUUACUUUUUACAAAAAAUAGAAAUGACAAAUUACGUUAAUAUAUUUACAUAUCUUUUAACAAAUAAUGUUUUAGCCAAUGCCGUAAUAUCAUAUAGGUCAAUUAUAUUAUCUCAGUCUUGUCCUGUGGUGGAUUGGUGAACAUUAUUAAUGAAAAUAGUUUUUUUUUUAAUUAUUUAUUAAUAUCAUUAAUUAAAUUUUAUAAAAAAAAUGAAAUAGUAAACAUAUUAGGAUUCACAAUUUGUAUAAAUAACUAAGUGUAA